Humulus lupulus (European hop) is the source of this 3753-nucleotide messenger RNA. Its product is annotated as histone-lysine N-methyltransferase SUVR3. Gene Ontology annotation, molecular function: protein binding; histone methyltransferase activity; zinc ion binding. Bases 69 to 3278 code for a protein of 1069 amino acids. The record is from RefSeq and is a predicted model, not a curated record. Lineage: Eukaryota; Viridiplantae; Streptophyta; Magnoliopsida; Rosales; Cannabaceae. The transcript is spliced from 2 exons. Gene Ontology annotation, cellular component: nucleus.
AUUAAUUUGAUUUAUUAAUUAAAAAAAAUCCAAAAUUAACGAGGUACCCAUAUAUAAACGGGUUAACAAUGAUAACUUCUAAGAAGAUGACGACAAUCCGUGAACCGGCUCAACAAAAACGACAACGACAACAAGAAAACGACAAUCCCAACAACUCUUCUUUGUUCUUCCGAUGCGCAGACCUACUCCUUCCAUGGCUAACCCCAACAGAGCUCGCCAACGCUUCACUCACUUGCAAAACCCUCAACCACAUUGCCAAAUCCGUCACCGCUCGCCGCUGCUCCGACGCUUCCAGAAGCCUCGAGAAACUCCCAAUCCCAUGUUCGAACUCAGUCGAUGACCAAUUAUACCCAUACUUCUUCUAUACCCCAUCUCAAAUCCCACCUUCCCAAUUCCCGCAACGCCAAUCUUGGGGCUCCAUUUCAGCCGCGGACCCCAGUUCGACUGGUCGGUUCGGAGUGGAGUGGGUGAGUUUGGUGGACGAGUCGGGUGGGUGCGACUGCGAGAGGUGUGGGGAUGAUGGCCAUUACAGGUGCCCGUGUUUGAGGUUCGAUGGGUUGGAGGAUUUGGUCAGUGAGUGCGGACCGAGUUGUGGGUGUGAGUUGGAAUGUGGGAAUCGGUUGACUCAGAGAGAGGUUUCGGUACUGUUGAAGAUUGUGAAAGAUAGUAAGAAAGGAUGGUGUGUGUGCUCUGCUCAGUCGAUUUCUAAGGGCCAAUUCAUUUGCGAGUAUGCAGGGUCAACUUUGUUCGCGUACUUAAGGUAUAAUGGUGUUUGGGAGCGUGGAGGUAGAGAUUGGGUUUUUAAUGGAGCCGAAAAUUUAACGUUCGAGUUGGAGAAGGACAUAACUUACUCACAACUUGUUGAACUUCUGUACUCAGAGCUGGAGGUUGACAAAGUACAGUAUGACCUGAAAUUAGAAGUGAAUUAUAAGUACAUGAAAGGGUUAAUGUAUCGGCCUGAACUUAUAAGGAAUGACAAGGGUGUAAGCUUACAUUUGUCAAUGCUUUUGAAGAAGCCAGAUGAAUUUGUUCCCUUUUUUGUGACUUUGGUGGAGAAGAAUAUCAUUGUUGAUCGUAAUCCUCCACCAAGUACUGUUAAGGAUACUCGUAGUGAGGUUGGGACUUAUGUUCCAGAAACAAAUCCGGAGGUGCUGGUAGCCACUGCUAUACCUGAAUCAAACCCUUUCAUACCAACAGUUGACCAUGUAGCACAGAUGCCAUUUCAUGAUGAUUUUCCUGAUUGUCCUGACCCUGAAAAUGAUUUUGAGGGCAAUGACGACCAAGAAACAGAGGUCCGUUCUCAAGCUUUGAGCCUGAGUCCACUGUCGUACCAAAUACCGAGGCAAACAACAUGUAGAAGUAGACCCCGUAGAGAAGAUCGCCAAACACCUGGUACUAGUAGUAGUCGUCCAGACGGAACAAAUGAUGCUAGAGAAUUUAGUGAUCCACUCUCUUCUUCGACAUAUUAUAGUAAAUUCAAAGCUCAGAUGUUUACAAGAGAAGACAUUGAGAAUAAUAGUCACUAUAUAUCUAUGGGUGGCACAUCGGGCGGGGAGAUUCAUUUAGGAAAGUUUUUCAGAGACAAGGAACAUUUAAAGAAGGUUGCUGGCUUGUUUGCAAUGAAGAAGGGAUUCGACUUCAUAGUUAAGAAGUCUGGUAUUGAUGUUUGGUAUAUUACAUGCAAGGAUCCUGAUUGUGGGUGGAGGUUAAGAUGGAAGAAGAAGCAACUUUCUAACAUGUUCAAGGUGACAGCAUUUGAAAAUGUACACACAUGUUCCCUCGAUGUUCGAAAAAAAGAUAACCGUCAAGCAUCACCUUUGGUAGUUGCCGAACUGAUCAAGGAUAAAUUCUCAGUUAACGGUUCAGAUUAUUUAGCCUCCAAAAUAAGAGAAGAUAUGAAGAAUUCUUUCGGGAUCGAAAUGAGUUAUGAGAAGGCUUUGAGAUGCAGAGAGAAAGCACUCCACAUAGUUAGGGGUACGCCUGAAGCUUCAUAUUCGAAGUUACCUGGGUACUUGCACAUGCUGCAGUUGAACAAUCCUGAUUCCAUUACUGAUUUCAAGGUAGACGAGGGUCGCUUCAAGUAUUGCUUUUUUUCUCUGGGUGCUUGUAGGCGGGGAUUCAAGUUUUGUCGACCUGUUAUAUGUAUUGAUGGGUCCUUCUUGAAAACUAGGUAUGGUGGCCAAAUGUUGUGUGCCGUGGCAUUGGAUUCAAACAGCCACAUAUUUCCGAUUGCUUUCGCAAUAGUUGACAGUGAGAACCACGACUCUUGGACCUAUUUCAUGAGGAAGUUGAAACAAGCGAUUGGUGAUGUUGAGAACUUAGCAUUCGUAUCGGAUAGGCAUCAAAGCAUUGUUCAUGCUUUGGAACUUGUCUUCCCUGAUGCACCCCAUGGCGCAUGCUACCACCACAUUAUUAUGAACGUGGCUAGCAAGUUCAAGACUGAUUGCUUCACGGAUCAUAUUUACAGUUGUGCAUACUCGUAUAAGAAGACAGAUUUUGAAAGAGAAUUUGAGAAGAUAAAAGCAAUGGAUGUUCGAGUUGCACUAUAUCUUGAGGGCAUUGGAUUUGAAAGAUGGGUUCGUGCGUACUUUCCAGGGGACCGUUACAAUGUAAUGACAAGUAAUUGGGCUGAAAGUUUCAGCAGCAAAACUAAGGACGCAAGAGUCUUCCCGAUCACUGCUUUUGUUGAAUUCAUCAGGUUUACUAUUCAAACAUGGUUUGCUACUCGAAAGGAAAACGCUGAAAAGUGUAGCACGACUCUAUCACCAGUUAUGGAGGGGGACUUGUCAUGUCAAUUUGAGAAAUCUCGGUUCUUAAGCGUCGACAGAGCUGGACCUUAUACAUUUAAUGUCCACCCCGGAGGAACAGUUCAGAGCGGUGGUAUAGUUGAUUUGGAGGCACGACAAUGCAGUUGCGGCCUAUUCCAAAUCAUGAAGAUUCCUUGUCCACAUGCAUGUGCUGCUGCUCAAGAACGAAAUAUUAGCAUGUACGCAUUGUGCUCUCAAUAUUACACAAGAGAGAGUUGGAAGAGCACAUAUGAGGGGACAAUUAUGCCAGUUGGUGAUGAGGAUGAUUGGGAAUUGUCUGAAGACAUUAAGAACAUCCAAGUUGGAGUACCGAUUGAGAAGAAACCUGUCAUCCGACCGAAGAAGCAAAAGGUCGGACGAAUUAGGAAAAAUCGAUAUCCUUCUAAUGGAGACAAGGUUGUGAUACAACGAUGUUGUAGCAAGUGUGGUGGUAAAGGGCACAACAAAGCGUCUUGCAAGUACCGAGGUUAACUUGUUUUGUUUGUAUUCUAGUUGACCUAUUAUGUUUUAUUUCUGCUUGAACUAGUAAUAUUUGUUAUGUGCUGGAUUUUGCAGGUUUUUUUCUGUUUUUUUCUCCAUUAUGAAACUCUUAAAUAUGUAAUAAUCCAGUGUUGGUUCGAUAGUGCACGAUAUUGUUUGUUGUAUGAUUAUUUAAAUGUAUCUUACAAUAUGGUACGACGUUGCUCGAUGUAGUACGAUAGUUAAUGUACAACAUUAGGGUACGAUAAUGUACGAUAUUGGUCCGAUAAUGGUACGAUGGUAUGGUUUCAGUACAGUUCGUGAAAUUUGUGAGGCAUGUGAGGGUACGAUAGAGUACGAUAGUGAUCGACGAUAGUACGAUGCAAAGAUUAAGCACAUUAAAAUGUAGUAAUUACAAAAAGAGCAAUCAAAAAAAUUAUACAAUUCAAAAAAAUUAAGACCGUUCAACAUAAGUUUUGGUAGAAUA